Messenger RNA from Trichomonas vaginalis G3, 570 nucleotides. Its product is annotated as MORN repeat-containing protein family. The coding region runs from base 1 to 570 and encodes 189 amino acids. The transcript has a single exon. The record is from RefSeq and is a predicted model, not a curated record. NCBI's taxonomy places the organism in Eukaryota, Parabasalia, Trichomonadida, Trichomonadidae. Gene Ontology annotation, cellular component: cytosol.
AUGAGGAAAGGAAUUCCUCCACAGGCAAAGAAGGGAAAGGCAGAUAAUACAGCAGUUGAAGAAGAGCAUCUUCCAGAAACAGGAAAUAAUAUAUUUAAUCUAGCAAAUGGCGCUAAAUACGAAGGAGAUUGGAAAAGAUUCGAAGGCGUAUUAAAACGUCACGGAAAAGGCGUUUUCACUUGCGAAGAAUUUACAUAUGAAGGUGAUUUCGAGGAAGACGUUUUCCACGGAAAAGGUUUAAUCAAAUUUAAAGAUGGCUCUAACUAUAUUGGCGAUUUCCGUCAUGGUGCCAUCACUGGUAAAGGAAAGUAUCAAUUUGUUGAUGGUUCUACAUACGAAGGAGAGUUCCGUGAUGGAAAGAUGCACGGAAUAGCCUUAUUCUCUACAGUAUAUGGUGACCAUUGGAGAGGAGCAUGGAAUAAUGGCCUUUCAGCAUGCCCAAUAUAUCCACAGGCACCUCCAGAGCCUGUUUACGAAGAAGAGGAAGAAGAAGAAUUCUUCGAAGAGGAAGAAAUGAUGCAGGAUCAAGGCGAAAUGGAAGGUGAAAUGGAAGAUGGCGGCCAGUAUUAA